Molecule: messenger RNA, 924 nt
Organism: Candidozyma duobushaemuli
Lineage: Eukaryota; Fungi; Ascomycota; Pichiomycetes; Serinales; Metschnikowiaceae
Product: N-acetylglucosaminylphosphatidylinositol deacetylase
Exons: 1
Coding region: 1-924 (307 amino acids)
Biological process (GO): GPI anchor biosynthetic process
Cellular component (GO): endoplasmic reticulum
Molecular function (GO): N-acetylglucosaminylphosphatidylinositol deacetylase activity
Source: RefSeq, a predicted model, not a curated record
AUGUUCAACCUUCCCAAAUUCAUAUUCAGAGUUGUGGGAUUCUCCUUUCUAAUAUGGGCUCUUCUUUCAACAAUAGUUCCUCAAGCUACCCUAAAGUUCACCCAUAAGGAUAUACAGACCAACAGUUUCCAACAACUGUCAUACCCAUACAGCUCGAUUGUCUCCCCAAGCUCACUCGAAAUAACGGAUACGAAUGUCUACUAUAUAAUUGGCCACCCAGACGAUGAGGUGAUGUUCUUUGCGCCUUCUUUGUUAGAGUUACUGAAGAGUAAGCACAACAACCGUGUACACAUCGUUUGUUUCUCCAAAGGUGACGCUGUCGACCCUUCAAUGGGUAAGAUCAGAUCCACGGAACUUGUCAACUCUGCUAGAAUCCUUGGCGUUCACGAAUCAGAUGUCCACAUUUUAGACAAGUACCAGGAUGGCAUGGAUAUAACCUGGGAGAAGGCUGACAUUGGCGCCAGCUUGAGCACGUUGAUCAAAGACAACUCAGUAUUGAUAACUUUUGACGAACAAGGCGUAUCAAAGCAUCCUAAUCAUAUUUCGCUUUACCAUGGUGUUCGCAGCUUCUUUGAAAACUACCUCAAGAGAAGGUCUACCAAAAGCAGGUUAUACGUGCUCAAAAGCUUGAACGUCUGGGAAAAAUAUUCAUUCACUCUACUCACGAAUGUGGAGCUCUUUGUGGAUUUGAUUUCGAAGCAUUUCCUCAGCAACAUCCUCAAGCUCAAUGUCAAUGUGAGCUUCUUCAACCAAGUUUCCAAAGAAGGCCCUCCUACGAUACGAUUCUACUCGGAUUUGAACAUGCUCAGUGUAUCUUACGCCGCUAUGGCUUACGGCCACUUCUCGCAAAUGGUCUGGUUCAGAUACGGGUGGCUCGUGUUCAGCCGGUACUUGACAUACAACCAUCUCAUUCAGUUGAAGUAG